Cercocebus atys (sooty mangabey) is the source of this 6916-nucleotide messenger RNA. RefSeq names its product leucine rich repeat containing 8 family, member D (gene LRRC8D). The record is from RefSeq and is a predicted model, not a curated record. Gene Ontology annotation, molecular function: protein binding. The coding region runs from base 3975 to 6551 and encodes 858 amino acids. Lineage: Eukaryota; Metazoa; Chordata; Mammalia; Primates; Cercopithecidae. The transcript has 3 exons.
ACUUCUGCUCAAAUCCUGUUCAGGAGCUUGGAAAGGAGGAGAAUUGGGGGUGGUUGCCAGGAAGACCAGCACCUCCGGUUACUAGAGGGUUUAUAGGGGCCUUCUCCUUUCUGUACCCCUUUACUAGGGAGUAUCCCUUGCAGAUAAAUGAGAUUUUUUGAUUUCUUAAAAAGCCAGCUGCAGCGAAGAAGAACUGCUGCAGGUCGAGGGGAAGAGAGGUAGGUCCUUGCUGGAGAGGGAGACGUGGGCUCUGAGGUCCCAGGAGCACGCAGUUGGGGUGAGUGUGGCCGAAAGUGUAGAGGUAGGGUUGUGGGAAAGAAACAGCCGAGGUGAGAGGGAGGGCGCACUCAGGAUGUAGUCGGAGAGAUGGGGAAUAGGUACGGGGGAGUCCUAGCGGAAUGUGGGGCCCAGCUGGAGCCGCUUGGGCUUAUAUUUGGCUCCUCGUUGCCUCGCAGAUUUCUUGCUCUUGGAUCUUGAAAAAUAUUUUUUGUUGGACAAAGAAAACUUUGAGGACAUAUUUUGGAAGAGAGAGAGGACUAAAGAGCUGACUUCUGGAAACUUUCCUUGGCAGCUUUGGUAGUAAAACUCCGUUCAGGCAGCGUUUAUUGAGCACCUAUUACGUGGUUUGUACUGGACUUUGGAAGAGUCUGGACAGGCAGGGAAUUCCCGUUUGCAGUAAUGGUGAGGGCUGUCUACCUUAUAAACAACCAAGGGGCCCCUCCCAGUGCCAAGAGUGAGAGUGAUUCACACCUUCCUCGCCAAAGCAUCUGGGACCUCUGCUUCUUACCUGUCGGAAGAACCCUGCACCAUAUCCCAUAAAUGGGGUGUGCAGGCAGCAUUUAUUUUCACAGUCCAAAAAUAGUGACCAAACUCCUACUGUCAGCUAGGUCAGAGUUGGGGUUCUUGCUUCACCUGUCUUGACACCAACUAACUAAAUCCCUGUUAAGAUCCAAGUGCAAGAUGGGGAAGAAUCUGAGAUGAAAAUUAGGUGGUUAAAACAGGGGUCACGAAAGUUGAUUUGGGGUGUUUGAUCUCUGUAGGUUACUUAUGGAGCCCCCCAUAAAAUGAUUAGGUAAUCUAUGGAGCCAGGGAAAAAUUCCAAAAUCUUGAAUUGGCACAGUUUAUUUACAUAUUUGAACACUUUGUAUUAGAUUUGUCUCGUUUUUAUUUAGGGUGUAUGUGUGCGUGUUGAUUAAAACCUAACAGAUUAGAAGGUUGGAGAGGAAACUGUCCUUAGAUGACCCAGCCUUCCAUUACCAUGUGGAGUAGCAUAUGAUGCAACAGUUAAAGUAUUGAGCCAUAUUCAUAUCGUUUUCUCCCUGCUGUGUUUUCCAGCAUUUAAAAAACGUGAUAAAAACUUAGCCCCUUUUUUCCUCAAAAUCGCUAAAGUUUAAUGGAAAAAAAAGAAAAAAGAAACUAGGCCCCCUUUUCCCUUAAUUUUUAUAUUAUGCAGAGUUUUAAAAAAAUAAUUUUAGAAAAUUCUGAUGUGUUUGUCAUGUCCAAAUAGUUAAAUUGUUUUGGUAGCUAUAGUUUGGAAAUUAGACUUGAUUCCUUUCUCAGUACUGCCGACAAAAUAGCUAUUAAAGUCAAAAGUUUGUCCCAACUUUGUAAUCAUGAUUAUUAUGUUGUUGAAGUGGUAGCUUGUAAGGGAUUUCAGUUAUUUUUAAUUGGAGCUGGUGUUUGACAUUCUAAGAAACACCAGUUAAUAUUUGUUGAGUGCCAGCAGGAAGCAGAGAACUGGAGUGGGUGCUGUGGGAUCUUAACAAGGCAGGAGAGGAUUCUCGUAGUAAUCACAGAGAGCAGAUAAGACAGGCACACAUGAGGAUGCCAGCAGAAGCAGAUAGUUAGAGUUGUCUAAGAAUCCAGGGUGUGUGGAACCAGAUGAAAGUGUAUGAAGUAUGUUGAGGGAGGAGUGGAAAUCUGAAUUGACUUUUGACAGUGGUCAGGGAGGGGGAACAGAAUAUAUGACUAAUAAAGGAGGGUAGAGGGAACCUAGUUAGUGAAAAACUUAACCACAAGUCAGUGGUGUUAAUCAUUUGCCUCAAGACCAGUGGCUCUCAGAAGUAGGCAGUUUUGCUUCUCAGCAGACCUUGAGGAAUGUUGGAGACAUUUAUGGUUAUCAUAGCUAGGCGGCAGGUGCUGCUGUUAUCUAGUGGCUAGAGGACAGGGAUGCUACAUAAGCAUCCUACUGUGCACAGGACAUCAACCCCCUUCCUCCUAAACAAAGAAUGAUCCUGUCCAAAAUGGCGAUAGUGCCUGCCCUUAGACCUCAGAAUAGGUCUUAAAGGGAGGUGGUUCUUGACAUGGGAGGAAUAAUAACAUUGAGCUUAGGAAGCUGAUGUGGGAGACUUCUGUGAUCAGGUCUGAUGUGAUUAGGGUCUGGGCAAAUCAUUAUUGAAAGAAAGGGGCAGUUUGGAGGGAGAUCGUAGCAGAUGAACACAGUAUGAUAGUGGAGUAAGUUGGGAAUCAUAGAAUCAGAAUUGGCAUUUUAGAGGGGCCCUAUCCAAUUUAUUGAUUUUAAUAAAUUCUUACCCUUUCUAGGUAACCUUUGUUUAAAUAACCCCAGGAACUGUGAACUUCUUCUCCUGAAGACAGGUUAUUACACCUUUGGACUGUUUGUUGUAUUAUUACUUGAGCUGAAGGCUGUCUCCUUGAAUUUUUUUUUUCCAAUGAUUUUAUUCUUUUCGAGCUGCCUACUCUCUUUGAAUGCACCAAGAGAAUAUGAUGUCCCCUUACCCCCAGUUGAUUUUCCUAAUGCAAACUAGUCCCAAUUCUUUUCACAGUCUUUUAUUGGGAUGUGGUUUCUCGAUGUCUUCUCAGUUUAUCAGCAUCGCACAUGGAGAAUCUGGAAUUGAAUAUGUAAUUGAGAUGUGAUCUGGCCAACAGAGAGUACAGUAAGACGGCUGUCUGCUGAGACCUAGACAUAAAUGUCUACUUACUGCACCUUAAGCUUACAACUGCCUUUGGUUUUCUUAGGCAGUGCUGAGCACCAACUUCUUUAUUAGAUAAUCAUGUUUUGGAUGGUCAAAACCCCCAGAUACUUGCUCUGUGAGCUGUUGCAUCCUGUAUUUCUUCAGCAGAUUUUUUUUGGAGAAGUUUUUGUUGUUGUUCCUUCUCAAUGUUAUCCUGUUUAUUUUGAUCCAAUCUUCUAGCCUUUGACAUUUUUGAAUUUAUGUCUUCUAAUUAUAUGAGAGAGGAAUGGAGGAUGACUUUGUUGAAAAUGGUAGUCAGUCAGUACUAUGUAAAACUCAGUAGUUUGGGGGCACUGUUGGUCCUGUGUGAGAGCUGGGAUCACUGAGUGAUGGAGGUGAGUUCUAGGGCUAAUUAGCCCUUAUUUUGGGGGCUUUUGAGAAAUCUAAAUGCCAGGCCACAUGGCAUUCAGCUCUUGAAAUGUUUGCACCUGUGGUACCAUUUUGAAAUUGUUUGAGUCUGUUGCAAGCUUCUGAAAUCUGAAUUCCUUCCUCUGGGUCUUUGUAGUUCUGUUUAUGUAUCUGGAAGAGAGUUUCUAACGUUUUGUGCAAAUCUGAAGCUUGCGGGGUUCGAGUUGCUUUUGAAAAUUGUGAGAAGGUAGGAUAACUGGCAAAAAUCAACUAUGGACUUGGUUCCCACUCAGGCUAAGCUUUGUUUUCUUUUUUGCUAAUAUGCCUCAAAUAUUUAGUGACAGACUUAUAUUUAGGGAAGGAGAGAGGAUUGAGGUUUAGAAACAAACCUUUUUCUCAGAGCUUGGCUUUAACUUGUCAUUGAUGUAAGUUCAUACUUGAUUUUACAGUCUUCACUGCAAAGACAUUAGGAAAUUACCAUUCCCAGAUGUCUUCUGAAGCUGGCAGGAAGUGCACGGCUGUCUAUAACGUGCUGCCGGGUCCCAGGAUGGAGGAGUGAAGUCUCUCGUCGCUGCGGUUCCAGCCUCCCAAGCUCGCCCAAGCCGAGUCCCCAGAGAGUGCCCUGAGGGAACAGGGUGGCCGCUUGGUCCAGGAAUGUUUACCCUUGCAGAAGUUGCAUCACUUAAUGACAUUCAGCCAACUUACCGAAUCCUGAAACCAUGGUGGGAUGUGUUUAUGGAUUACCUGGCUGUUGUUAUGUUAAUGGUAGCCAUCUUUGCAGGAACCAUGCAACUUACCAAAGAUCAGGUGGUCUGUUUGCCAGUAUUGCCAUCUCCUGUAAAUUCAAAGGCACAUACAUCACCAGGAAAUGCCGAGGUCACCACCAACAUCCCGAAGAUGGAAGCAGCCACCAACCAAGACCAAGAUGGGCGGACAACAAAUGACAUUUCCUUUGGGACAUCUGCUGUGACACCUGACAUACCUCUCAGAGCCACAUAUCCUCGCACAGAUUUCGCACUUCCAAGUCAGGAGGCAAAGAAAGAGAAGAAAGAUCCAACAGGUCGAAAAACAAACUUGGAUUUUCAGCAAUAUGUAUUUAUUAAUCAGAUGUGUUACCAUCUGGCCCUUCCGUGGUAUUCUAAGUACUUUCCAUACCUUGCUCUUAUACAUACUAUUAUUCUCAUGGUCAGUAGCAACUUUUGGUUCAAAUAUCCCAAAACAUGCUCAAAAGUAGAACAUUUUGUUUCAAUAUUAGGAAAGUGCUUUGAAUCCCCUUGGACUACAAAAGCAUUGUCUGAGACAGCAUGCGAAGACUCAGAGGAAAACAAGCAGAGAAUAACAGGUGCCCAGACUCUACCAAAGCAUGUGUCUACCAGCAGUGAUGAAGGGAGCCCCAGUGCCAGUACACCAAUGAUCAAUAAAACCGGCUUUAAAUUUUCAGCUGAGAAACCUGUGAUUGAAGUUCCCAGCAUGACCAUCCUAGAUAAAAAGGAUGGAGAGCAGGCCAAAGCCCUGUUUGAGAAAGUGAGGAAGUUCCGUGCCCAUGUGGAAGAUAGUGACUUGAUCUAUAAACUCUAUGUCGUCCAAACAGUUAUCAAAACAGCCAAGUUCAUUUUUAUUCUCUGCUAUACAGCGAACUUUGUCAACGCAAUCAGCUUUGAACAUGUCUGCAAGCCCAAAGUUGAGCAUCUGACUGGUUAUGAGGUAUUUGAGUGCACCCACAAUAUGGCUUACAUGUUGAAAAAGCUUCUCAUCAGUUACAUAUCCAUUAUUUGUGUUUAUGGCUUUAUCUGCCUCUACACUCUCUUCUGGUUAUUCAGGAUACCUUUGAAGGAAUAUUCUUUCGAAAAAGUCAGAGAAGAGAGCAGUUUUAGUGACAUUCCAGAUGUCAAAAACGAUUUUGCGUUCCUUCUCCACAUGGUGGACCAGUAUGACCAGCUAUAUUCCAAGCGUUUUGGUGUGUUCUUGUCAGAAGUUAGUGAAAAUAAACUUAGGGAAAUUAGUUUGAACCAUGAGUGGACAUUUGAAAAACUCAGGCAGCACGUUUCACGCAAUGCCCAGGACAAGCAGGAGUUGCAUCUGUUCAUGCUAUCGGGGGUGCCCGAUGCUGUCUUUGACCUCACAGACCUGGAUGUGCUAAAGCUUGAACUAAUUCCAGAAGCUAAAAUUCCUGCUAAGAUUUCUCAAAUGACUAACCUCCAAGAGCUCCACCUCUGCCACUGCCCUGCAAAAGUUGAACAGACUGCUUUUAGCUUUCUUCGCGAUCACUUGAGAUGCCUUCACGUGAAGUUCACCGAUGUGGCUGAAAUUCCUGCCUGGGUGUAUUUGCUCAAAAACCUUCGAGAGUUGUACUUAAUAGGCAAUUUGAACUCUGAAAACAACAAGAUGAUAGGACUUGAAUCUCUCCGAGAGUUGCGGCACCUUAAGAUUCUCCACGUGAAAAGCAAUUUGACCAAAGUUCCCUCCAACAUUACAGAUGUGGCUCCACAUCUUACAAAGUUAGUCAUUCAUAAUGACGGCACUAAACUCUUGGUACUGAACAGCCUUAAGAAAAUGAUGAAUGUCGCCGAGCUGGAACUCCAGAACUGUGAACUAGAGAGAAUUCCACAUGCUAUUUUCAGCCUCUCUAAUUUGCAGGAACUGGAUUUAAAGUCAAAUAACAUUCGCACAAUUGAGGAAAUCAUCAGUUUCCAGCAUUUAAAACGACUGACUUGUUUAAAAUUAUGGCAUAACAAGAUUGUUACUAUUCCUCCCUCUAUUACCCAUGUCAAAAACUUGGAGUCACUUUAUUUCUCUAACAACAAGCUCGAAUCCUUACCAGUGGCAGUAUUUAGUUUACAGAAACUCAGAUGCUUAGAUGUAAGCUACAACAACAUUUCAAUGAUUCCAAUAGAAAUAGGAUUGCUUCAGAACCUGCAGCAUUUGCAUAUCACUGGGAACAAAGUGGACAGUCUGCCAAAACAAUUGUUUAAAUGCAUAAAGUUGAGGACUUUGAAUCUGGGACAAAACUGCAUCACCUCACUCCCAGAGAAAGUUGGUCAGCUCUCCCAGCUCACUCAGCUGGAGCUGAAGGGGAACUGCUUGGACCGCCUGCCAGCCCAGCUGGGCCAGUGUCGGAUGCUCAAGAAAAGCGGGCUUGUUGUGGAAGAUCACCUUUUUGACACCCUGCCACUCGAAGUCAAAGAGGCAUUGAAUCAAGACAUAAAUAUUCCCUUUGCAAAUGGGAUUUAAACUAAGAGAAUACGUGCACAGCGAUGUGCAGGAACAACUUCCUAGAUUGCAAGUGCUCACGUACAAGUUAUUACAAGAUAAUGCAUUUUAGGAGUAGAUACAUCUUUUAAAAUAAAACACAGAGAGGAUGCAUAGAAGGCUGAUAGAAGACAUAACUGAAUGUUCAACAUUUGUAGGGUUUUAAGUCAUUCAUUUCCAAAUCCUUUUUUUUUUUUUUUUUCCUUUUGGGGAAAGGGAAGGAAAAAUUAUAAUCACUAAUCUUGGUUAUUUUUAAAUUGUUUGUAACUUGGAUGCUGCCGCUACUGAAUGUUUACAAAUUGCUUGCCUGCUAAAGUAAAUGAUUAAAUUGACAUUUUCUUACUAUA